Messenger RNA from Astyanax mexicanus (Mexican tetra), 2406 nucleotides. It is a transcript of the gene adamtsl7, whose product is annotated as ADAMTS-like 7. Gene Ontology annotation, cellular component: extracellular matrix. NCBI's taxonomy places the organism in Eukaryota, Metazoa, Chordata, Actinopteri, Characiformes, Acestrorhamphidae. The record is from RefSeq and is a predicted model, not a curated record. The transcript is spliced from 12 exons. Bases 67 to 2058 code for a protein of 663 amino acids. Gene Ontology annotation, molecular function: metalloendopeptidase activity. Gene Ontology annotation, biological process: extracellular matrix organization.
GUUCUCUCUGUUCUCUCUCGCUCUCUCUCUCUGUUCUCUCUCUCUGUUCUCUCUCUCUCUCUGCUGAUGUUUGGUGGGUUCAGUCUCCUGAUGGCUCUUCAGCAGCAGGCAGUGUGGAGCUUCAGCUUCAGGAGGAUCCAGACUCUGAUCCAGAUCUUCCUCCUGCUGUCUCUCCUCAGCCCACCCUCCCAGCCUCUACCCCAGCACAGCCACUCCAGCACAACCCCCACACAGGAGUGUGACGAACAUCAGCAGGAUGUGUGUGGUGUGUGUUCAGGUGACGGGACGUCAUGUGAUCUCAGAAAUGGAACAGUCUCUCGUUCGCUUCUCUCUAGUGGCUACCACAAACUCCUGGAACUUCCUGUCAGAGCUCAGCGAAUCAGAAUCCAGGAGCUUGGAAAAACCAGGAACUACUUGGCUCUGAGGACCUCCAGUGGUGAGCCGGUAAUAAAUGGGGCGUGGGUGAUUGACAGACCGGGGCGGUUCCAUGCUGCUGGAACUGUACUGACCUAUAAACGACCCAAUGAGAUCCGCAGCAGAGCCGGAGAGUCCAUCACUGCUCCGGGACCAACCAAUCAGGAGCUCCAUCUCUAUGUUAUAUAUCAGCAGCCGAAUAUAACAGUGUAUUACGAAUAUAUUUUGCCCAAAGAAAACCACAUCAACACCCUCCCCGAAACUCGUAGUUCAUCAGGAAUAUUGCCUCUGGAAGACAGUGACGGACUGGGGAACAAUGACAGGACCCCAAACCAAGUGGGUGGGGCCAAUUCUAAUGAGGUAGUGGGCAGAGCCCACACUAAUGAGGUGUCAUCUGACCCCACAACCCCUGGACCACUCCCCCGUUAUAGCUGGGUUGCCAAGAAAACCACUCCCUGCAGCGCCACCUGUGGGACAGGCAGGCGCCAGGUGUUGUUCAGCUGUGUGGAGAGCUCCACUCAAACCACUGUGCCAGCAGAACACUGUAGCCACACCCCUCGCCCCGCCCCCCAAGAAGAGGACUGCCAAUUACAGCUUUGUCCAGCCUUUUGGGAUGUAGGGGAAUGGUCAGAGUGCAGUAAGACGUGUGGUCUGGGCACGCAGUACCGGCAAGUCCUUUGCCGCCAGACCCGAGGACACCGACACACCAACAGCACGGUCACCGUGGUGACGGCGCUGUGUGAUCACACGGAGAUGCCAGAGACGAUGACCUCAUGCCAGCUGAAGAUCUGCAGUCAGUGGCAGAUCCGCUCGGAGUGGAGUCAGUGUUCGGUACCGUGCGGCGUGGGUCAGCGCAGUAGGGAGGUGGUGUGCGUGGAUAACCUGGGUGAUGUGGCGUCCGAUGAAGAGUGUAACGUACCCAUGCGCCCCCAGCACCUGGAGAACUGUGACAUGGGGACCUGCACUCAGAGCUGGUUCUACACACACUGGAGUGACCGGUGUUCUGCAGACUGUGGUCAGGGCAGUCGCAGUAGGUCAGUGGUGUGUAUGAUGGGUCAGACUGCUUCUCUUCCUCUGGACGGCUGUGAGGAUGAAGAUAAACCAGGGGAAAUAACACCCUGUAACCUGGGAGCCUGCACACACCGAACAGAGUGGUACACAGGACCCUGGGGACAGUGCUCAUCUGAGUGUGGCAAUGGUACCCAGACUAGGGGUGUGGUCUGUGUUCUCCACAGCAACAGCCAAUUGGAAGUCACUUCAGAUGCGAACUGUUCCCAAUUUUCCCGCCCCCCGAAUUCACAACCCUGCCUUCUGAAGAGCUGUGGAGCACAGUGGUACACCACCGACUGGAGUUCAUGCUCUCGUUCCUGCGAAGGCGGCUACAGGGUCCGGGAGGUGCAGUGUUUAGGAGAUGACCUGACCCAUAGUGAUGGCUGUGAUCCUGCUCUGACCCCUGCUGGACAGGAAGAGUGUAACACACACAUCUGCCUGCCAGAGAUUGAUCAGUCCUGCAGGGACGUAUACUUUAACUGUGUGCUGGUGGUAGAGGCUCGGCUGUGCGUGUAUUCGUAUUACCAGGACGUUUGCUGCACUUCCUGCUCCCGAGUCUUCCGGAAAAAGGAGACCGUCCGAACCCUCAGGUGAUGCCCUCAUCCCGAGACGUGGCUUCAUCUCCUGACAUGCAACUUCAGGAAGCAUCACUGUCUUUUGUGACGGAAGGAAGAUCAUUAUUAUUCAUGUGAUUCUUUGGUCUGUUAUAUAAAAAAAAAAAGAACCACCACCAGGGUACUACAGUAUCUUGUCAUGUUGUAUGUUGUCAUGGAGAUAAAAGGAUGCAGAACUGAUGAACAUCUCCAGAUAUCCAGGUAGCGCCAAAGAAGGAACCAUGUUUUCUACUUUUCUGAAUGUUAAAAUGCCAAUUUUUUCUAGAAUUUCUGUUGCUGUUUGUUAAGAAGUUUUCACCAAUGUUUAAAAAAUGUUUACAUUUUGUAA